AUGCCUUCAUCAAACGCCGGCGUAAGCGUAGAUGUUGCUCUAUGGGGCGAUAAAAUCAUCCAGACGACGCUGCAGCAAAAUGCCAAAAUCACCGAUAAAUUGGAAACCUUAUCCAACCAGCAAGAGCUGCUGUGCAAUAAUCAAUCGCAGUUGCUCGAGAUGAUCUCUACGUGGACGAAGAAAGUCGAUGCACUUAUAAUACCCGAAUACUACGAAUAUCUCGAUAAAUUAGCCGUCAACCAAGGAUCUUCUACCAAAUCAUCGACUACGAUCUCCGGUACGCCACCUACAUCGACGGCGACUCCGGCUCGUCCUUCGUAUCAUAUUCCGAUGCCAGAUAGUUCGGUAGUUCAGUCGUGUCCACCGAUACAGAUACCUCAAGAUGACAAAGUCGAACCAGUCGAGCACGAGCCGAUACCUGAUUUCAAGCCGUUUAUUCCGCUGCCCGAUGAGGUGGUCAUCAAGACUGGCGAAAAAGGAGAACAAGUUGUGUACGAGAAUCACGUCAAGCUAUUCCGAUUCGUCGACAUAGAGUGGAAAGAACAAGGAAUUGGAACGUACAAAUUGCUGAAAAAUCCGGAUACCGGACGCUUACGAGCGUUAAUGCGUCGCGAAAUGGUUCACGAAGUUUGCGCCAAUCAUUUGCUAUCUGAAAAGAACGAGCUGAUUCCGAUGAAAAGCAGCGAUCGUGCUUGGACCUAUUGCGCGGCCGAUUACGCCGACAGUGAAAUGAAAUACGAACAAUUCUGUAUCAUAUUCAAGACACCCGAAGAUGCGGCCAAAUUCAAGAGCGAGUUCGAUAAAUACAGAGAUGAAGGCGUGCUAGCUGCCAGAAACAAAAAAGAGCCACUCAACAAGUCGACGGCGACUCCUACUUCUGUCCACGGAACAUUAACUCCACCAUCUGCGAAAUCUGCCGAACCUAAAGCUACCGUAGUAUCGACCGAAACACCCAAGAAAUCAAACGAUUCGUCGAAAUUUACUCCCAGGAGUGGUUUACUCUUUGGUACGCCAACCACGCCGAAAACAGAAUCUCCGGUAGCGCAAUCUGCGCCGACUGUUGCGAAAACUACACCAGCUGCUGCUAAACCAUUCGGAAGCGAAAGUACGUUUGCUUUUGGUGCGCCGAAAUUACCUUCAUCUCCAGCUUCCGCAGGGUCGUCACCGGUCACAGCGCCGGCUCAAAGUGCAGAAACGACUAAACCAUCAGUAUUCGCAGGAUUUAGCAUGAACACGUUGCCGAAACCGACCGCAUCUAUCACGAAUAUAUCCCAACAACAGCAGCAACAACAACCACCUUCUUCGACUACUACUAAAUCGGAAUCAGCUACGACUGAACCGGCUCCGUUCACUUGUGUCUCGGAUGACGUGAUGACUUUCUCGUCAUUAAGCCAAUCUAGCGGUAAUGCUUUCACGAAAAGUAAAUAUUUCAAGGGAUUCGACGGCGCUGGAUCUUUAGUUUUCGAUUGGGCUGCGGCUGAACCGUCUGCGCCGGUUGCGGCGAUUUUGAAACACAUUCUACCGCUUAGUCCUCAGUCGAACUCCUCUAAUGUUUCUACACCAACGCAGGACUUUUCGCCGGUGAUCCCGUUACCGGAGUUGAUCGAUGUUAAGACCGGCGAAGAAGGUCAAGAAGUGUUGUACAAAGAACGUUGUAAAUUGUAUCGAUAUACCGGCGAAGAAUGGAAGGAAAGAGGCGUAGGUAAUAUGAAAAUAUUACGCGAUCCCGUAUCUGGUUAUGUUCGUUUACUGAUGCGAAGAGAACAAGUGCGCAAGGUUUGCUGCAAUCAUCGGUUGUUAAAGGAGUACGAAUUGAAACAACAUAAGACUACUGAUAAAGCGUGGACCUGGUGCGCUCAAGAUUACUCCGAAAACGAGCUGAAGAACGAGACGUUUUGUGUUAAAUUCAAACAUACCGAACUGGCAAACGCUUUCCGAGACGCGUUCAACCGAGCCAAAUCGAAUCUAGAAUCUCCGCAGAAAGCUUCGUUCAGCGACUCAGCAUCUUCAAAAACGAAGACUGCCGAAGCCGCUUUACCAAAAGUAUCGGAUAUGUUCAAACCAGAGACCGGCUCUUGGGAAUGUAAAAAGUGUUACGUUCAUAAUGAAGGCGACAUCGAUACCUGCCUUUCUUGCGCAUCGCCGAGAAAUCCUUCAUCCGAACAGAAAUCGAGCCCGGAAGAAGGAAAGAAAGCAGAAUCAGCAUUCGUUGAUAACAAAUCAGAGACCAGCGGCGGUGGCAGCGCGAGUAAAUUCAGUUUCGGUAUGCCUGUUUCUAAUAAACAAGACAAUUCGUCGGUAACGCCAACACCGACACCGGCCGCAGCUCCGGCUGCACCUGCGAAACAGUUCAGUUUCUGUAUCGGAUCGUCGUCGUUCAAUUUUGGAAACUCGUCUGGCGGUGUCACGCAAUCUGUUACUAAAGAUACGAUUACGAAUUUAUUCCAACAACCACCUUCGUCGACAACUACUAAAUCGGAAUCAGCUACGACUGAACCGGCUCCGUUCACUUGUGUCUCAGAUAACGCGAUGACUUUCUCGUUGUUGAGUCAAUCUAGCGGUGAUGCUUUCCCGAACUGGAUGAUAUCGUCGAAAACUCAAAAAGGAUCGGAUGACGACGACGAAGUCGUUAAAAACGAUCGCGAUCCGUACUUCGAACCUGUGAUUCCUUUACCCGAUAUUGUCGAAGUUGAAUCCGGUGAAGAAAACGAAGAAAUUAAAUUUUGCGAACGAGCUAAAUUAUUCAGAUUCGAUAUUGAAAAUAAGCAGUGGAAGGAACGUGGAAUCGGUGAAUUGAAAGUUUUAUAUCAUCCUGUGGAAAAAAGUUACAGACUUUUGUUGAGAAGAGAACAGGUUCAUAAAGUAGUAUUGAAUCAACGCAUCGCCAAUUACCUAAACUUACAACCUUCACCAUCGUCUCACUCAAGCUGGUGUUGGUCCAGUAUGAAUUUCCCCGAACAAGAAAGCGAACCUGUAUUAGAGAUAUUGGCGGCGAAAUUCAAAACCGAAGCUCAAGCUACCGCUUUCCACAACGUUGUGCAAGAGAGUUUAUUCGAUAUCAACACCGUUCAAAACGACAAAUCGGCCGCAACAGUACAAAACCCCAACGAAUCUGGAGCCGCUUCUGAGUGUUUUGAAGCAUGAAGGCGAAGGUGUCGUAUCGUUCGUAGAACUGAAUUCGGACGAAUACGAAAAGAAGAUGAUUCUGAAAUUUGAAAACGAAGAUUUCGCCGCAUCGUUUCGUACAUUGAAUAUACCCGCGGCUCCAAAAAAACCAUUAAAGGGAAGCUAUUAAUAAAUUGAAUUGUGAUUUGCCUUAUUUCGUUUCGAUUAUCGUUCAUUGUAUUGUUAUUUUGA
Planococcus citri (citrus mealybug) is the source of this 3357-nucleotide messenger RNA. RefSeq names its product E3 SUMO-protein ligase RanBP2-like. Gene Ontology annotation, biological process: intracellular transport. Bases 1 to 3144 code for a protein of 1047 amino acids. Lineage: Eukaryota; Metazoa; Arthropoda; Insecta; Hemiptera; Pseudococcidae. The record is from RefSeq and is a predicted model, not a curated record. Gene Ontology annotation, cellular component: cytoplasm; nuclear pore. The transcript has 7 exons. Gene Ontology annotation, molecular function: GTPase activator activity.